AUGGAGAGCGAUGAGGUUAAACAAACAUGGAAACAGAAACUACUAUUUUAUACUACAGCUUUCUUCGUGCUGCUCGGCAUCUUCAGCUUGUUCUCGUUUUUAUUCCUCGUGCCUUUUGUCAUCGAUCCGGCUUUCACCACCAUAUUCAUGGAGUUCGACGAAGAGCCCGCUCAAUGUGUGACCUUGAGAACGGACAGACGCCUCGGCGCUUCUAACUGCAGCUGGACCUCCUGCAGGGAGGGCUGCACCAAGGACAUCUACGACUGCACGCAAAUCUUCGUCAACUAUAGAAUACCGUCUAGCAACGUUACCAUCGAGCCGCAGCGGGAGAAGAGGUCCCUCCUGGACGACUACGAUUACGACGCCACGCUCGAGGAUGAUCUUCAAUGGUCCUUCAGGGAAGCGAGGCUCUUGCCGAACGUCAAAGGCUGCGGCUACCCUCCUAUGCUCAACUGUUCCAUCUUCUUGAAAACGUACAAGGAAAUUGGAACGAACUUCUCGUGCUACUAUAGCAAAAUAGACCCGAGCAUGGUGAUCAGCCACCUGAGCAUGUGGCAGGUCUACAUGAACCUGGUGUAUGCCUUGGCCAUACCGAUCCCUUCGUUCAUUUUAUCGGUAGUGUACUUGGCGAUCGCGUACUUCAAGAUCUACAAUGAGGACGAGGAGGCAGCCCCGUUGGAGAAGAACGCCGAAGACAUCGACUUCGCGGGGGGAAACGGUGCUGGAGACACCCCCUUGCCUCCGGCUAGCGGGGGGUUGACUCCGGCUAGUGAGGCUUUCAGAGAGGACCUGGCCAGCUUCGGGCACCAUUUCAAGGUCGCCAUGGUGGAUGAUAUCAGUCGGGACAGUCUCGUGGAUGGGGUGGUUGGUUCCGUCUCGGUUGGAGGGAAUAUCGGGAAAACCAUGACGACCAGUAUCUCCACAACAGGAGGCCCAGUGGCCGAUAUUUGA
Phaedon cochleariae (mustard beetle) is the source of this 951-nucleotide messenger RNA. Lineage: Eukaryota; Metazoa; Arthropoda; Insecta; Coleoptera; Chrysomelidae. The record is from the annotation of a GenBank genome assembly.